Vicia villosa (hairy vetch) is the source of this 1421-nucleotide messenger RNA. RefSeq names its product flavanone 3-dioxygenase 2. Lineage: Eukaryota; Viridiplantae; Streptophyta; Magnoliopsida; Fabales; Fabaceae. The transcript is spliced from 3 exons. Bases 226 to 1362 code for a protein of 378 amino acids. The record is from RefSeq and is a predicted model, not a curated record.
GAAACUCACUGGUAGCGACUGUAAAGGAAACCGAAGUAAUCAAAAAAGCAAAAACAGAAAAAGGUAAAGCAAACGACGUCGUCGUCAUCAUAAUUCCCGGAACCAAUGUCACCGAUGCAACAGACACACUUUUUCUCCCUUUUCUUUACAAAACAAAUCAUUCUCAUUGCUUUCAAAUAAACCAUCUCCAAAUUUUUUCACACUCUCACACUUAUAUGAUUCUCAAUGCGAUCGUUAACAUUAACGCCGCGAACCACGCCGGAAAUCCCCGUCGAUUUCCGUGCACCGCCACCAUCUCCGGUUGCGUCCGGCCGUAGAUCAACAUCCAUAACAAACAACGAAUUUCUGACGGAGUUUUUGGAAACCUCGCUUCGAGUACCAGAUCUGGUGUUACCGAACAAGAUUUUCCCGAGGCAAAGCCAUCACGAAACGCCACCGAAAGUCGAUUUCGUUUCGUUGUGUUUCCACGAAGAUGAAGAUCUAAUCAACAUUGUUUCGGACUCCAUAGCUAGUUUUGGAUGCUUCCAGCUUAUCAACCAUGGAAUAUCGCCGCGAAUUAUGGCUGCUGCAGUCGAGGCUGCCAGAGGAGUAUUUCUGGUGCCGCCGGGAAAGCGAGAAGUGGUAUCGAGAUCGCCGGAGAAGCUUUGGGGUUUCGAGGUGUAUCAUGAAGGAGAAGAUGAGGGGAGUGAGUUGAAUGAAGAAUUUAUUUGGUGCAAAGAUGAUGAGUUGAAGUUGAAAUUGGAGGGAAUUUGGCCUAUUGGAUAUCCUAAUUUUAGCAAGACGAUGGAAACUCUAGGAUCACGUGUGGAGAAGGUGGUAGAGAAAUUAUUUCCUAUCAUAUUGAAAAAUGUUUCUAAGAAAUUAGCAAGUGAUGGUGACAUAAUUGGUCAGGGACAUGAAGUUGGGCCACUUUGUUGUAUUUACAAGCAUCGCAGAGAUGUUAAUAGGAAUGAUCAAUGGGUUGAUUCUUUGAAAUAUGAUGUGAUUAGGAUGCUGAUUAGAGGAACUGAUUACUCUCAUUCUUUGUGUUUGCACAUGUGUGAUGGUUCUUCAGAAUUUCAUGUUUACUCUAAGAAAAGUUGGUUGUCUUUCUGUCCUGAACAAGGUGCUCUUAUUAUCACUGCCGGAGAUCAAUUACAGAUUUUGAGUGGUGGACACUACAAGGAUGUGAUUGGAAAGGCAAUCUUUAAAAGAGAAAGAGAAGACAACAUUUCAAUGGCUUUCCUCUAUUCUACUCAAAACAGUAAGAAAAAAAUUCAAACCAGUCGAGAAAGAACCAUUUCAAUUAGCCAACAAGCCAUCUUUGUUGUAAUUUUGACACUUAUGUACCAUGUACUAGUUUUUGUCUUGAGAUAUUUUUGAUGUUUUCAUAGAAUAUGAACUUAAUGAAAUACAAAAUACUCUCAUUCAUUAUAAGUUCA